AUGGACGAGGAUGACGAGGACGAGGACGAGCCGGACAGCGGCCGCGGCGACCGCCGCGACCAGGAGCGCGACGACCGCCGCGACGACGACCGCGACGACCGCCGCGAAGAACGCCGGGAGAGCCGUCGCGACGACCGCCGCGACGACCGCCAGGAGGGCCGCCGCGAGGACCGCCGCGACGACCGCGGCGGUGAGCGCCGCAGCGACGACCGCCGUAGCAGCGACCGCCGCGACCACGACCGCCCUGACGACGACCGCCGCACCGACGACCGCCGCGGCGAUGACCGCCGCGGCGACGACCGGCGGCGCGACGAGGCGUCGGACAGGCGGAGGGCGCGGGAGGACGAGGAGAGGUACGAUGGCGACAACGACCGGCGAGAUCACCGGGGCUACAGCCGCCGAGAUGAGUCCAUAGAGAGGGACCCCAAGAAGUACAGAUAG
Molecule: messenger RNA, 441 nt
Organism: Prorocentrum cordatum
Lineage: Eukaryota; Dinophyceae; Prorocentrales; Prorocentraceae
Source: the annotation of a GenBank genome assembly